CUCUCCUGUCCGGACGGAAAGGAAAAGGAAAAAGAAAAGGAAAGAAAACAUGAACAGCACCAGACUCUCCACGCAUUCUCCAUAUUUACGCUUCUGCCACUGCUCCCUCUCUCUCCCUCUGCAUUCCCAAUUCGUCGCUCUUCUCCAUCUACGUCAAUACCCUUCUCCCCGCAAGCUCGCUCCUUUGAGAGCUCCCGACAGGACCCACAAGUCGGAUUCUUGGUGCAGGCCCUCCAUUUCUUCAUCAAUGGCAUCUUCAACCCCGCCCACCCAAGCUGAGGCCAGACCCUUCUCGGUCCUGUUCGUGUGCCUCGGGAAUAUCUGCAGGAGCCCUGCAGCCGAGGGCGUGUUUAGGGACAUUGUCAAGAAGAGGGGCCUGGACUCCAAGUUCGAGAUCGAUUCUGCGGGUACAAUCGGGUAUCAUGAGGGUAAUUUAGCAGAUCCGAGAAUGAGAGCAGCAGCUAAAAAGCGUGGUAUCGAGAUAACAUCCAUAUCGAGGCCGAUUCAGCCAUCCGAUUUCCGAAACUUUGAUCUCAUCCUUGCAAUGGAUAAGCAAAACAGGGAGGAUAUACUGGGGGCGUUUGAACGGUGGAAAUUCAGAGAGACCCUUCCUGAUGAUGCUCAUAAGAAGGUUAAAUUGAUGUGCUCGUAUUGCAAGAAGCAUACCGACAAUGAAGUGCCAGAUCCUUAUUAUGGGGGGCCUCAGGGAUUCGAAAAGGUUUUAGAUCUGCUCGAAGAUGCCUGUGAAUCGUUGUUAGACAGCAUCUUGGCCGAGAGCAACAGUUGAUUGGAUCCUCAAACCUGUCACAGCUUCUGGAAUUAGAUGCAAUAUGUUCACUUCAAAAAGCGGAUUUUAGCAUUUCUACAAAGAGAUACAAGGCGUUGUACAAUGCCGUGAAACUUGCUUGUCUAUUGUGUCGAUAUUCCGGGAAUCCUGCCUAGUAUAAUAUUAUUCGUACAAUGCUGUCCUCACUACAAAUAACAUUCUAUAUUAGAGAAUUUACAAGACUUUGUAUUUCAACUUUGGGUAUAUCAUAUUACAAGGGGUGAAAAUACAAAAUCUCAGGCAUCUUUUACAA
Molecule: messenger RNA, 1079 nt
Organism: Punica granatum (pomegranate)
Lineage: Eukaryota; Viridiplantae; Streptophyta; Magnoliopsida; Myrtales; Lythraceae
Source: RefSeq, a predicted model, not a curated record